UGUCCCACUUUCCGAGCAUCUGCCUGCAAAUCCACUGCAAUCUUCAGUCUUCCCGUAUCCAGAGUCACCAUGCCAUCAACCGUCUACAUGUUUUACGUCGCAGCUCUUCUAUCCCUCUUCAUGGGAGGAGGUGUGUGGUGCGACUGUCCGAGUGAAAAUAUUGGAAUCACAGGAGGCAACUACACUCUGAGCAAGGGCCUGGUGAUUGACAGCCAGCUGGUGUACCACUGCCCCGAGGGUUACUACCCGUACCCUGAAAUGAUCCGCACAUGCCAGUGGGACAACACCUGGACACCUCCCUUCAAGAAAUCCAAACCUCAGACUUGCAGGCUGGUUGAAUGUCCAGACCCCACCGUUCUGGUCAAUGGGCUGGUUUUACCGGCUCAGGAGAAAUACUUUGUUGGCAACGUGACCACAUUCGAGUGCUACUCCGGGUUCCCUCUGCGAGGUUCACCCAAACGGACCUGCUUACCAAACGGGAAGUGGAGCGGGUCGACUACCAUCUGCAGCAAAACCACUGGACACAGAUGUCCCGACCCCGGUGUUCCACCUGGUGCCACAAGGUCGGGAAAUAGUUUGGACACACACAGCAAUGUGACGUACGCCUGCAGUGGAGAUCUGUUGCUGGUGGGCUCCAGCAAGAGGACGUGUCUGGAGAACGGCCAGUGGACAGGAACAGAACCAGCUUGCUACUCUAAAUUUACAUAUGACACCACACUGGAAGUUACCUUGGAAUUUGGUAAAUCCAUCAUGAAUACUCUCACCACUUUGGAGCCAGACAAGACACAAACCGGAAGGACGAUCCGGAUUUCUAAAGCAGGAAUAUUGAACAUUUACAUUGCAGUGGACAUUUCAAAGAGCAUUGAAGCGAACGAGUUUGAGCGAGCCAGAGAGGCACUUUUAGCGCUGGUCAUGAAGAUUUCUUCCUUCACGGUGAGCCCAAACUAUGAAAUCAUCUUCUUCUGCUCCAAAGUCUACGAAGCUGUGGACAUUCUGGAUUUCCUGGACAACAAAGCACAGCUAAACACUGUGAUACAGAGGAUAAAAGACUUUGAAGUAGCCGAUAAAAACUAUGGGACAAACCUGAACCUCGCUUUCAAAACCUUCCUGGAGAAAAUGGGCUUCAUAAAACAACGAGUAGGAGAGGAACGUUUUAAGGAGCAUCGGCAUGUUCUGAUCCUUUUUACAGAUGGGGCCUAUAACAUGGGCGGAACUCCUGCACCGACCGUUCAAAGGAUCAAGGAGAUGGUCUACAUGAACCCCACUGGAGCAGCAGAUGUUCCAUCCAGGGAGGAAUAUUUGGAUAUUCAUGUCUUUGCCGUCGGCACGAACAUCUUGGCCCACACCCUGCAGACACUCACAGUGGGCCUUGGCAACAAGCACUACUACAAACUGAAGGAUGUACGGAGUUUGCAGGCGAUGUUUGACGAGAUCAUCGAUGAAUCAGAAGUCAAAGAUCUGUGUGGUCUGCACCGAAGCUAUGAAACGCCAGGCGUUGACGGUAAAAGGAAAAUGUAUCCGUGGCUCGCCUUCGUUUACAUCCAGAGGGAAGGUUCGUCGAGGAAGUGUCUGGGCUCUCUGGUCACUCCUGAGUUUGUUCUGACCGCCGCUCACUGCUUUGUGUUUGGGGAUGGAGCUGAGCAUGUCACUGUUGAGAUUGAGGAUGGGGAUGAUAAGAUCAAACCAGUGAAGCAGUUCUACAUACACCCCAACUACAAGGUGAAUGCGAAGGUGGCAGAGGGUGUGGCGGAGUUCUAUGACUACGACAUAGCUCUGAUCCAGCUGGAAGACUACGUACGGAUCUCUCCUGUCGUCAGAACCAUUUGUAUCCCCUGCACUCAGGAGACCAGUGACGCUCUGCAUCUGGUCGGGAAGUCGACCUGCAAGCAACAAGAGGAGCUGCUCUUCCAGAAUCGAUUUGAACAUCUCUCUUUCCUGACAAGGACGGAGAAUUUGGUGGAUCUGAAAGAUGUCCAUGCCAAGCUCUUGGAUGAAAGACCGGCCUGCAUCAGACAUGCGCUGCAGGCAAAGGGGAUCACCACCAAAGACCCUGAGGUGGCUGUCACCGAUAACUUUCUGUGCACGGGCGGGAUUGUCCCAACUAGGGAUCACAUCGCCUGCAAAGGUGACGGUGGAGGAGCGGUGUUUAGGAGCAGAGAGCAUCGCACCAUACAGAUCGGAGUGGUCAGCUGGGGGACCACAGAGUUAUGUGAGGGCGGCGGUGUGGUUGACUCGCAAGAGAACUCCAGAGAUUUCCACAUUAAUCUGUUCAAAAUGGUGCCUUUCCUAAAGGGGAUCCUUGGAAAUGACAACCAGGAUGAUUACACACCGCUGACCUUCCUGACGGAGUAACAGCUCUUGGUUUUGGUGUUGGGGGAAUGGUGGGAGCCUAUCCAUCGAUCCACGUCAGCUAUGGUGACCGUUGUAAUAAUUCACGUUGAGGAAUGGAAAAUGAAUGUGAAAUGAAAUAAAAGCCUUUAAUUGACUAUAAAUGAUAUAGAUUUCUAUAAAACGUUAACUGAGUAAUAAUCUUAUCUAAUAAUGAAUUAUAUUAAAAUGUUUGUCCAGAAUCUUUACGUAAAAGUAAAGUGACACUGUCGCAUCUUGAGACACAUUACGCUGCUGGACAUCACAGAAAAAAUUAUUGUUUAUGUCAUUUCAUUUGCCCUGACUCAAAACGGCAAUAUCUUUUUUUCGGAACUCAGAAAGUGACAAAAAAAAUGCAUAAGUAGAAUUUUCAUGAUUUUUUUUCAAUUGGUCGUGACUGAAAAUGUUAAAAAAAAAAUCUAUUUUCUGAGAUAACUCAAAAUAAGACUUGUAAGGGUAAGAAUAGAACUUCAAACAUCAUCUUCAAUAUGAUUUCCAUCAUUUGUAACGCAAAUGGUGAUGUGUUUUGCAGUUGUUUUGUGAACUCCAUGCAAUAAAAAUAAUAAAAAUCCAGAAUAGGCGUAAA
Molecule: messenger RNA, 2953 nt
Organism: Synchiropus splendidus (mandarinfish)
Lineage: Eukaryota; Metazoa; Chordata; Actinopteri; Syngnathiformes; Callionymidae
Product: complement factor B-like
Exons: 18
Coding region: 70-2352 (760 amino acids)
Biological process (GO): proteolysis; complement activation
Cellular component (GO): extracellular region
Molecular function (GO): serine-type endopeptidase activity
Source: RefSeq, a predicted model, not a curated record